Molecule: messenger RNA, 1386 nt
Organism: Rasamsonia emersonii CBS 393.64
Lineage: Eukaryota; Fungi; Ascomycota; Eurotiomycetes; Eurotiales; Trichocomaceae
Product: Saccharopine dehydrogenase (NADP(+), L-glutamate-forming)
Exons: 5
Coding region: 1-1386 (461 amino acids)
Cellular component (GO): cytoplasm
Molecular function (GO): saccharopine dehydrogenase activity
Source: RefSeq, a predicted model, not a curated record
AUGGUCAAGCAAAUUGCUGGUUCUAAGGUCCUCCUUCUGGGUUCUGGCUUCGAGUUCACUUGCUCACGAUUGACCCGAUUUGCAGUCGCCAAGCCCACGGUUGAGGUCCUGUCGAAGGCUGACGUUGAGGUCACUGUUGCCUGCCGAACGCUCGAGAGCGCAAAGAAGCUCGCCGAAGGAUUCAAGCACACCAAGGCCAUCUCCCUCGACGUGAACGAUGCGGCCGCCCUCGACAAGGCGCUCGAGCAGGUCGACCUCGUCAUCUCCCUGAUCCCGUACACCUACCAUGCCCAGGUCAUCAAGGCUGCCAUCCGGACCAAGAAGAAUGUCGUCACGACGUCGUACGUCUCCCCGGCGAUGAAGGAGCUCGAGGAGGACUGCAAGAAGGCUGGUAUUACGGUCAUGAACGAGAUCGGAUUGGACCCGGGUAUUGACCAUUUGUACGCCGUCAAGACGAUCACCGAGGUGCACAACGCCGGAGGCAAGAUCAUUUCCUUCCUCUCCUACUGCGGUGGUCUCCCCGCUCCCGAAGACUCGGACAACCCACUGGGCUACAAGUUCUCCUGGUCCAGCCGGGGUGUGCUGCUAGCGCUGCGCAAUGACGCCAAGUUCUACAAGGACGGCCAGGUCUUCAGCGUGCCGGGCACCGAGCUCAUGGGCACGGCCAAGCCGUACUUCAUCUACCCGGGCUUCGCGUUCGUCGCGUACCCGAACCGCGACUCGACGCCGUUCCGGGAACGGUACCAGAUCCCCGAGGCGCAGACGGUCAUCCGCGGCACGCUCCGCUACCAGGGCUUCCCGCAGAUGAUCCGCGUCCUGGUUGACAUUGGCUUCCUGAGCGACGCGGAGCAGGACUUCCUGAAGACGCCGAUCCCGUGGCGGGAGGCGACGAAGCGGAUUCUGGGCGCGACCUCGGAGAAGGAGACGGACCUGCUGUGGGCGAUCUCGUCCAAGACGGCGUUCGAGGACAACGACGAGCGCGACCGCAUCGUCGCGGGUCUGCGCUGGAUCGGCCUCUUCUCCGAGGAGCCCAUCAUCCCGCGGGGCAACCCGCUCGACACGCUGUGCGCGACGCUCGAGCAGAAGAUGCAGUACGGCCCCGGAGAGCGGGACAUGGUCAUGCUGCAGCACAAGUUCGAGAUCGAGCACAAGGACGGCACGCGCGAGACGCGCACCAGCACGCUGUGCGAGUACGGCGAUCCCAACGGCUACUCGGCCAUGGCCAAGCUGGUCGGUGUGCCGUGCGGUGUGGCAGUGAAGAUGGUUCUCGAUGGGACGAUUAGCGGGAAGGGCAUCCUCGCCCCGAUGACCAUGGACAUUUGCGCGCCGCUCAUCAAGACCCUGAAGGAGGAAUACGGAAUCGAGCUGAUUGAGAAGACUAUCUAA